Molecule: messenger RNA, 1245 nt
Organism: Staurois parvus
Lineage: Eukaryota; Metazoa; Chordata; Amphibia; Anura; Ranidae
Source: the annotation of a GenBank genome assembly
AUGGAGUUCCUGAGGUCCCUCGGCCACCCGGAGGAAAUCUACAACCUCAUCAGGUUCAAGAUGGGCGGCUGUCAGGCGGUGAUGCCCAGGAUGGAGCAGGACUCCAUGAGCCCGAGCCUGCACACCUGCUACAAGUACCUGAACGAGACCAGCCGCAGCUUCGCCGCAGUCAUCCAGGCCCUGGACGGGGAGCUCCGGCAUGCAGUCUGUAUCUUCUAUCUGGUUCUGCGAGCUCUGGACACUGUGGAGGACGACAUGACCAUAAGCCUAGAGACCAAGAUCCCCAUGCUGCACAACUUCCACACCUUCCUCUACAAGGCUGACUGGAGGUUCACAGACAGCAAAGAGAAGGAUCGCCAGGUUCUUGAGGACUUCCCAACAAUCUCACUGGAGUUCAGGAACUUAGCUGUGGUCUACCAGGAGGUGAUCGCCGACAUCUGUCACAAGAUGGGGGUGGGAAUGGCGGAGUUUCUGGAGAAGCAUGUGGAGUCUUUACUGGAAUGGGACAAGUACUGUCAUUAUGUAGCCGGUUUGGUGGGGAUUGGUCUGUCCCGUCUCUUCUCUGCAUCAGAGCUGGAGGACCCCAUUGUAGGAGAAGACACGAGGCUCUCCAACUCCAUGGGUCUGUUUCUGCAGAAGACCAACAUCAUCCGUGAUUACCUGGAGGAUCAGUUGGAGGGCAGAGAGUUCUGGCCGAAAGAGGUGUGGAAUAAAUAUGGGAAGAAGCUGUCGGACCUCGCUAAGCCAGAAAAUAUUGUGCCAGCUGUGCAGUGUCUGAAUGAGCUCAUCACCAAUGCCCUGCAACAUGUGCCAGAUGUUUUGCUGUACCUGUCCCGACUGCAAAAUCAAAGUGUGUUCAACUUCUGCGCAAUCCCACAGGUGAUGGCUAUCGCCACACUGGCCGCCUGUUACAACAACCAGAAAGUGUUUAAAGGAGUGGUAAAGAUUCGGAAGGGCCAGGCUGUGACUCUGAUGAUGGACGCCACAAACAUCCAGGCUGUAAGGGCCAUCAUGUACCAGUAUGUAGAGGAGAUCUAUCAGAAGAUUCCAAUGACAGACCCAUCUUCUGGGCGGACACAAAACAUUGUGGCUACUGUCAGGAAGCUGAGCUUUCCAAAUGGCCCCCUGGUGUCCCGGCACAGCUUUUCUCCAAUAUAUCUGUCCUGCGCCAUGUUACUGGCAGCCUUCAGUUGGCAGUACCUGAGCACAGUGCAGGCCUCAGAGGAGGUCCACACAGGCCAGUGA